Molecule: messenger RNA, 450 nt
Organism: Cynara cardunculus var. scolymus (artichoke)
Lineage: Eukaryota; Viridiplantae; Streptophyta; Magnoliopsida; Asterales; Asteraceae
Exons: 2
Coding region: 1-450 (149 amino acids)
Source: RefSeq, a predicted model, not a curated record
AUGGAUGCAAAUUUAGUCAUUUCAGAUUUAAAUAGUUCUAAAGAUUCUCUUUUGUCUGACUGUACUGGGUAUCAAAGAUUGAUAGGCAGAUUGAUUUAUCUUUUAGCCACUAGACCUGAUAUUGCAUUUGCUGUUCACUGUUUAAGCCAGUUCAUGCAUGCUCCCAGACAGUCUCAUCUAAAUUUAGCACUCAGAAUUCUCAGAUAUCUUAAGUUGUCACCUGGAAAAGGAAUCAGCUUUACAAAGUCAGAAUGUUUUAAUCUUACUGCUUAUGUAGAUGCUGAUUGGGGUAAAUGCUUAUCCUCUCGACGAUCUGUUACUGGAUAUUGUUUGUUUCUUGGAAAGUCUUUAAUCUCGUGGAAAAGUAAGAAACAAAACACUGUUUCACGUUCUUCCGCCGAGUCUGAGUACAGGGCUAUGGCCACUGUAUCUUGUGAGGUUUAUACGUAG